Molecule: messenger RNA, 447 nt
Organism: Phytomonas sp. EM1
Lineage: Eukaryota; Euglenozoa; Kinetoplastea; Trypanosomatida; Trypanosomatidae
Source: the annotation of a GenBank genome assembly
GAAUAUCAAGAACAUUAAGGUAGCUUACAGAGACGAAAACACGCAGAUGGAGGCUCUUUCUGAGGCUUUUCGUGCUGCAGACCUUAGUUAUAGCUUCGCCAUUUCUCCCCAUCCUGCGAAAAAGGAUACUUUUCGAUUAGUUCUCUCACGUCCCACAAAUAAGCAUCCGGAGUCUGUUAUCUUCCUAUCCAUUGAUAUUUUUAUGACCUCAAAUACUUCUGAUGUUAGCACAUUUGAGGCAAAAGUGGAGAAUAUGCUGUGGACGUUACCUUUCACCGUGGAAAAGGGCCGUCUGAAAGGGUUCUCAGAAUCCUAUAUGGACAAGAUAUGGUCCCAAAAGGAAGUUUCAUGGAAAACGAAAAUGUACCUUUAAUUCCUCAAAUAGCCACCAUCUGGGAAGCACAAGAAUCAUGUAAAAUGGAUGGAUAAGAGUAUACUCGUCCUUAA